UUCUGUGUGCGCAAUAAAGAGCUGUCGGUACACAGGACCUUGAAGACAACCACAGAUCAUCUCUCUUCAGAGGAAUAUACAGUUGAUAUAUACGAUUCUCGUCUGGGCAAUUAUUUAUUUUCCAUUAUGGAUCAUUUGGCAGAGAAUAACUUGACAGCAGAGAUUCUGGAAUACCCAGUGUGCUCAGAAUGGAAGGAAAAUCCUGAAGGAUCCACGUUUCAUCUAGCACACAUACUGCUAGUUUUGGGAUUUAUGGGAGGCAGCGGCUUUUAUGGAUUACUGUACAUGUUCAGCUUUUUAACGCUUGGGUUUUUCUGCUAUUCGAUCUGGGCAUGGUCCGAUCCCUGCACGACUGAUUCGUUUUCAUGGACUUUCGCGCUUUUCGCUUUCUGUUUGGCACAAGUUGUUCAUGUGUCCUAUCGAUUGCGCAGCGUCACUUUUGAUAAGGAGCUCCAGGAUCUCUAUGACUACAUGUUCAAAAAGCUUGGAGUAUCCUUAACAUAUUUUGGAAAAAUCGUGGAGUGUUGUGAGGGCGAUAUCUAUACUAUAGAUAAAGACCACUGCUUCGCCGUGGAGGGUAAAACCUCCAUCGACAAACUGUCAGUGCUUAUCUCAGGCAGGAUACGAGUGACGGUGAACGGGGAGUUUUUGCACUACAUCUAUCCAUUUCAGUUCCUGGACUCUCCAGAGUGGGAUUCCCUCAGACCUUCAGAGGAAGGGGUUUUUCAGGUAACGUUACGUGCAGAUAACCGGUGCAGGUACGUUGCGUGGAGACGAAAGAAACUCUAUCUGCUGUUUGCGCAGCACCGCUACAUCGCUAAGAUCUUCGCGCUGCUGGUGCGCAAUGACAUCGCGGAGAAACUCUUCUCUCUGAACGACAAGGCUUUCGACAUCCGCGGGUUCCGCUAUGAUCUCCGGUUACCAAGCUUCUGUCACGGACCAGAGCCAGAAAUAGAAAACACAAGUGAAUCCCGGCCAGUGCUGGGACAGAGUGAAACCAAACCGCCAGAAAGAGACUCAUGAGAAACGCACGCUCCAGAUUUCUGUAGUUUUAACUGAUGGUGAUAAAUUGUCAUGCAUUGUUUUAUUCUUUUAUAUUUGACAUAUUUUCCCCAAAUAUUUUUGUCUUUGUUGUAUUUAAUUGUAGUGACCUGAAGUCAGUGUUUUUUCAGCACGAAAAUUCCCUAAAUGUUCAGAAGAUGAAGUGGUUUUCAGUAUAAUAUAUAUAAACUGUCGUAACACUGUAUAGGCAUAUAUUUUUGGAAACGUUUGAAUGAAUGAGAUAUUAACUAUUUAGCUACUGAUCAGAAUCAAGCCCUCACAUGAAGACUGUUUCAUCUAUCUGUCAUCAACAUCCUACAUCAUCUAAUAGAACAAUCAACCUGAAAUGUUACCCAUAUUGCCUAUGUGUAUAAUUUGUUUGCUUUACACAAAAACUAAUAAUCACACUUGAUUUUGAAAAAUCAAUCAAUCUUAUAGAGUGCUAGAAUCAACUAUGGAGGAGUAAGGCAAUCAUUUCAGAAGCGCAGGGGACAUUAUAUGCAGGAUAAUAAAAUCAAAUAAAAUUUGACAAGAACUCAAGAGUUAAACUGUGUCAGAACAAAUUAAUCUUGAUAAUGAAAACUUUGAUGAAAAUGACCAAUUUUUUGGUCCCAAGUUGUUAUCAAUUUUACUGGUGUAGAAUGUUUUCGUAUAAUAUGUCUUUUGCUAUCCUCACUUAUUAAUUAACCAUAGUGUC
Labeo rohita (rohu) is the source of this 1738-nucleotide messenger RNA. It is a transcript of the gene popdc3, whose product is annotated as popeye domain containing 3. NCBI's taxonomy places the organism in Eukaryota, Metazoa, Chordata, Actinopteri, Cypriniformes, Cyprinidae. The record is from RefSeq and is a predicted model, not a curated record. Gene Ontology annotation, cellular component: sarcolemma. The transcript has 3 exons. Gene Ontology annotation, molecular function: cAMP binding. The coding region runs from base 127 to 1023 and encodes 298 amino acids.